Molecule: messenger RNA, 3323 nt
Organism: Solanum lycopersicum (tomato)
Lineage: Eukaryota; Viridiplantae; Streptophyta; Magnoliopsida; Solanales; Solanaceae
Source: RefSeq, a predicted model, not a curated record
AGCCUCAGUGCGCGAUCUUGGUUUCCAGCAAUGACAAUGGACUUUAGUGAUCAAGAUGCACCGUACCCUUGCCUUGAAAUCAUUGAGAACAAGCAACAUGCGCGCGCGCCAAAGUUCUCACUUUGAAAGUUCAUCCUGCGGUGAUUGGCGCCUUCCCACUCAUUAGGAAGAUGCUGGAUACGUCUCAUCAUCUCCCGGAGUGGUUGUCAACAGAAACGAAGGAUGUUACGGACAAUUUCUCCGACAAGGUCACAACUGAAAAAGUUCUCCUUUUGAGGUCUUCUAAUCAUUAAAAUGUUGUUGUUGCUGUCCCUCGUCGCGAUGAACAUCUUAGCAGUUGGCGUGUUCCUUCUUCUGGGUUUGGUGAGGUCCGCUAUACGUCUGGCUAUUGAGAGUGGGUAGAGGAUGUGAUUGCUCGCUCCAAGGAAACUCUAUAUAACAUCAAAACUUAUGAUGCUAUCUUUGCUUCGAUGUUCACAUACGAUCACAACGAAAAUGUUCUCCAGGCCUUCUGCGAGAACUGGCGUCCAUCCACUAAUACGGUCUCUACCUUCAUCGGAGAGUUGUCUAUUUCUUUAUGGGAUUUAAGAACCAUUGGAGGUCUUCUUGUUCAUGGUUCCUUUUAUGAGGAAGUUGUACCCUCGGCUAAGGAGUUGACACAUGUAGAUGAUCAAGGGAAGUAUUUUCUCCCAAGAAGUAGUUCCUUCUUGUUUUCAGCAUUCUAUUGACUUACCAAAAGUGCCAUCGAUGAAGUCUCUUUUCGAGAACGGACAAAGUUUUGGUUUAGGGGGCCAAAAAAAUAUGUCGAGCCUUCACCAAAAACAUCUAAGAAUCGUACAAAACCAAGGAUGAAUCAUGAUACUUCUGGAAAUAUUGACAUGAGCUUUUUGCCUCGAACAAAAAAGGAGAAUGCUCCUUUUGUCGAGCUAGGCGUAGAAAAAUCAUUCAGAGAUGAGACUUAUAUGGAAGCUUUUCUCGUAUGUUGGCUUUGUAAGUUUGUUCUUCCUAGCAAGAAAUCCAACUGUAUUCGUGCUAGUGUCUUAAAAGUCGCAAGCUUGAUGGCUCAUGGAGAAAUAUUUUCUUUGGCAGUGCCGGUCCUAGCAAGCAUCUAUCGCGGACUUAAGGAUAUAUCUACUUCUUCAAUCUUAGGUGCUUGUGAUACAUUACUUCCCCUCCAUUAUAUAUAUGGGUGGACAGAUGAGUAUUUUGAGACCUACUUCCAUGUUACUCGUCCUCAACGAGGUGUGCGAAUUUGGCAGAUUUCUGGAGAAAGGAUGGGAAAAUAUUUUGACCUUUUUGAUGCUCUCAAGUUAUUUCAAUAAGUGAAUGUGCAUGACCUCCACAAUCUAGCCAUGCUACAAGGAAAGGAGUUGCAUAUUGAUGAUAGUGGAAAAUUGUCCACUUCCUGGAGCGAUUUUUUUAUAGCCCUCCGUUCAAGUUUUGUCACUUUGAGGUUCGAUAAUGAAUUUGAUUGUAGAUCCUUAUAUCCCUCACCGAUUUAGUCGUCAAUUUGGAUAUUUUCAAGAUUUUCCUGGCGCCCUCAUAGAGCACCAUUAUGAUGGUUCACUACUAGCUUUGGUUCAACCAUGGGAUUCAUGUGUUCAUCUUGGAAGCUCUUCGAAGAUCAUCAUACCAAUGCGUCCAUCCAAUAAGGGCUCUUUAAUGACUCGUGAGUAUUCAGAUUGAUGGCCAUCCCAUUGAGAGACUCUGCUAAGACGAAGUACUCACAUAAUUUUGAGAAGCCCGAAAAGAGAUGAUGUUUCUUUAUCAACCAAAGGAGAACAACUUCAAGAAAAGCUAUCUCAGCCUUUAAAGUCCAAGGCGACACCAAACAUUCCUCCGCAAUCUGUUAGAGUUGUUUCCAAGUCUAAAAGUUUGAAGAGCAAGACAACAAAUGUUGGUAAAGAAGGUGAGGAUCCUUUACAGACUCCCAAGGCUGUCAACCUCGCUGAUAAAAAGGUGAUCAAGGUAACUCUCAAGAGGAAGAAACCUUCCAGCUCAUCGAACGAAGGUGUUGUAAAGUCACUUGGCAUUGCACCGUCUUAUAGUAACACGUCAAAAAUGUCUAUUUCACUCCAGGAGAUCGACAUUUGCAUUAGUGCAGCCUCUAGCUCCAAUGAGAGCAAUGUUAGCCAAGAGCUACAUUGGAAGCGUUUGAAGAAAAAGCCUAAGGACUUGAACACUCAACAAUGCGAGUUCGCUGAAUCGGAUUCCAUUUGUAUUGACACUGCGAUCUUUGAAGAUGGUGCUGCUGGUUCUACAAUGCCCUUGAAAGAAUUGGCACAACAGUUGGGUCUUGGGGACAUCCCUAGCGAUGUAGAUGUAUUUGAAGAUUGUAUCACCAGCUCGACUUUUCUCUAUGUGGCGAAGAGUUCUCACCCCCCACUUGUUGAAGUUAAGAAUCAAGCCGCGAAUGAGAUCCAACCGACAAAGCCAAUGGUCCUUUUUUUCUGAAAAUGUUGAAACUUUUCAAAACAUCUCAACUAAUGUGGAGGUUGUUGAAACUUCUCAAAUUGUAUGUCCAAAUGUUUCCAAGGAUUUGGUUUUCCCUUUGUUGGCAACUGCCUAUAAUUUUGAAUCACCAAAGAUUAUUCCUGGCUUCAAAUUGUCUUAUGUUUCUGGAAUGUGGCGCACCUUAUGUGAGUGUAUCACUCAAUUCUUUUUUGAAUCUUCAGAGAACCACAAAGAUUUGGAGAUAGGUUUUGCCUUGAUACUGAACGGUCUUCGACAAGUUGACUUUAUCAACCUUAAUCCUUUAGAGGUUCUCCUUGAAGAUUUUCUCAAGAAACAUAGAGAUUAUGAUGUUGCAAGGCAGUCCACUUCUCAAAAGAUAAGAAGGGAUUCUCAUCAAGAGUUGCUUUCUGCUGCCCAACAAGGUCUUAAUACCGCAAAUGAGGAGAGAAUCAAUAUGGAAAAACACUUGGAAGGGCUUCAAAAAGUCUUUGCAAGAGCUGAAAAAGAGUUGAAAGUAUGGACUUCAAAGAAGAAGAAAACCAUCUCGCUUAUUGAGGAUCAUCAAAAGAGGUUAUCUCAAAAUCAAAAGAUUAUCACUAACCGUGAAGAUGAAAUUCAUGCCAUUGAGAAAAUCGUUCCCUUGCCGGAAAUAGAAAUAAAAGAACUAGAUAAGCUAAAGAAAGAUGCUGAGACAAGUCUUCACCAAAUCCUUAGACAUAAGUUUAUUUCUUAGUCUUUUAUCCCGCAUAAUGUCGUUCUUUCUCAAUUUCUUGUUCUAUUGUGUGAUUUUUUUGUCUUGUUUUUUUUUUGAAACAUUGUUCUGAUGUAGUGACCUUCUUGAAUGAAUAAAAGUGUUGGGUUUUUCUCUU